AUGAUCGGAGGCUCUCUCCGGCACGCCGCUCGCCGUCUGCGCGCUCCUGCGCUGGCCGUUGCCGGCUGCGCCGCUGGGACCAGCCUCUACCUCCGUGGCGCCGACGAGGAGUUUCGGCACGUGAGCGAGUCAGAGCUGCCGACCACGUACGACCCUGAGGCGUUUGCUGCCGUGUGGAGCGCGCACCCUCGCUGCUGCCUGGCGCGGCUGCGAGAGAUCGUCGCUCGCGUCGCGCCGCUCGCUGCGGUGGUGCUUCGCGACUCGCUGCGCGGCGGAGUUCCGGGCGAGUCCGAGGCGGAGCGGGACGCUCGGUACGCGCUGCGAGCUCGCGAGCUGCGUGGCUGCCUGACCGACCUCGGACCAACCUUCAUCAAGGCCGGCCAGGCGCUCUCCAUCCGGCCGGACGUGCUGCCGCCUCCGGCCGUCUACGAGCUGCAAAAGCUCUGCGACGCGGUGCCCUCUUACCCGACGGCGGCGGCGCUCGCUCUCAUCGAGGCGGAGCUGGGCGCUCCUGCGUCGAGCCUCUUCGAGCUCGACGCGUCGUCGGAGCCCAUCGCAGCGGCCUCGCUCGGGCAGGUAUACCGCUGCAGGCUGCGCGAGGGCGGCGCGGAGGUGGCGCUGAAGGUGCAGCGGCCCGACAUGAUCCGCGCCGUCUCGCUCGACCUCUACCUGCUGCGCCGGUACUGCCUCUUUGUGGAGUGGUUCAAGGUGCGAGUCCUGACCAACUUGCUCGGCGCCGCCGAACGCACGCCGUUUGACGUGGCGCUGCUCGACACAUUCGCACGCGCCUCGUACCUCGAGCUUGACUAUCGGCACGAGGCGGCCAACUUGGAGCGGUUUCGGACGGAGCUGCUCCCGCGGCUCGGCAGCAGUGUCUACGUGCCACGCAGCUACCCUGCCGUCACCACGCGCAAGGUGCUCGCCACCGAGUGGAUCGAGGGCGAGCAGCUGGCCAGGUCGCCGCCGGAGGUCAUCAACCGGCUCAUCGCGACGGGCGUGGACUGCUUCAUCUCUCAGCUGCUAGAUGUCGGAUUCUUCCACUCCGAUCCGCACCCCGGCGACCCACCCCCUACCCCCACGCUGCCAAUUAGGCACCUGACCUCCGCGAUCGUCAACCUGAUGCGCGGCGAUGUCGAGGGACUCGUCAACGACGCGAGCACGCUGCGUUCCCUCGGCUCUGCGAUCACGCUGCGCUUCUUACCGCCGGACGUGGACAGGGAGGCGCUGCUGCCGCCGCUGCGGCGCGUGUUUGAGCAGGGGCGCCUCGCCGCGGCCACCCAGGCGAGCGAGAGUCUCGGCGGCGGCGGGCGGCGGCGCGGCGGCGGGCGGGCGGCGCAGUACAGUGCGGCGGCGUACCCCCUCGCGGCGCAGCACGCGGCGCGCCUAUUCGGCGCGAAGCAGCUCGCCAGCAUGCUCGGCGAGGCGAAGGCUGCCGAGCGCAGCUGGCGCGCCCUGCUGCGGCGCGAGUCUCGGCAACCGCGCGGCCAGCUGCCGUCGGUGGAGGUGUUGUGA
Molecule: messenger RNA, 1512 nt
Organism: Emiliania huxleyi CCMP1516
Lineage: Eukaryota; Haptophyta; Isochrysidales; Noelaerhabdaceae
Exons: 6
Coding region: 1-1512 (503 amino acids)
Source: RefSeq, a predicted model, not a curated record